GGAAUGACAGUUAUAUACGAGUGUAUAUAUAACAAUAACAUAAAGGAAUUUAAACAUUUCAAAAUCUCGAAAAAAAAUUAUUUAAACAGAAUAAUCUACCCAAUUCGUGGCAUCACAGUUGAAAUCUAACUUGCCCUUUCAUUUGCUUAAGUCAGACCGCGCGAUGAGCUGCUCGCAAGAUUAUCUAAACAGCACACAGAAUCUGGUGCACCCAGACUGGGAAAUAGUGGAUCCUACACCGGACAUUCAUCGCCUGUUCCCCAUUUUCGACCGAAAGUUUUUCCAGAACCGAUUAGUGUGUGUACAACUGGAGUGGAGCAGAAAAAUGUACAGCUGUGCGGGCAUUUGCUAUCAACGGUCAAACCGAAUGGGAAAGAGCUGCAUUAUUCGGCUAAGCGAGCCGCUGCUCAAACUUCGGCCACGGAAGGAUUUAGUUGAGACACUGCUACACGAAAUGAUUCACGCGUACUGCUUUGUGCUAGGCAUUCGAGAAGGAAACGGUGGACAUGGUCCAAACUUCAAGAGAGUAAUGAACGGAAUAAACCGUGUUGCUGGGACUAACAUAACGGUUUAUCACACUUUUCAUGAUGAAGUUAAUUUAUAUAAAACGCACUGGUGGAAAUGCAACGGUGUGUGUAAAAAUCGACCACCACACUACGGAACGGUAAAACGGUCUGCCAAUCGAAAGCCAGGUCCCUCCGAUUUCUGGUGGGCCAAUCAUCAAGCGACUUGCGGAGGAGAGUUCAUAAAAAUUAAGGAACCGGAACCGAAACGGAAAAAAGCAGUUACCAAUAAAGAAAACAACCCUCUUUCAGGCAGUCCUAAAGGUAAAAAGGCCAAUACUAUUCCACCUCGGAACAAUAUCACAAAAUAUUUCGAUCUAACGGGAAAUACUGGCUCACCGCAACCGAAAAAACCCUACGGAGGAGUAUCGGCAAACAUCGGUGGUCGAACAAUUGUGAUACGUAAGUCUCCGGCUGUAACCAACAAAAAGCCACCACCAAAGAUCGAGGAACCCCCAUCUAGUAAACCUUCGGCUCCAGUUAUUCCUCCUGGUGGUAAUUUGAAGAACGUUAAACAAUACAAAGAUCUUUCUGGCAGCGAUUCGGAAGUGAAACCAAUCAAGAGACCGGUUCCACUCUUCUCAGGGGCUGGUCAAACACUUGGAGGAUCAAGCUCCACUCUUGAGUCAGGUGGCAGCAGAAAAAGUCGAUUAUUGGAUCAAUUUACACCACCAGACAAAAAGUUCAAAGAAAAUUUUCACCCUAUUAAACAAGAAGUAAUCGAUCUUUCAAAUGAUGAAGACUAUAUUUUUGAACAAAUCGACCUGGAUCAAAUUAAGCAGGAGCGACAGGAAACAAUUCGGAAGGAAAUUUUGGAAUCCUUUGCUAAUGAUGAUAUGGAGGAAAUUAUUCUUAUAGAUGACGAAUAUGAUGAUGAUGCUGCUGCCUCCGAUAUUGUCAAUCUAAACGAAUCGAUCGCAAACGUUUCUGUUAUCGAUGACCUGUUCAGCGAACAUGAUUCCUUGAUAGAAGAGUUCAAUCGAACCAACAGUGAGCUUAAGGUAGAAAAAACGGAAGACGAAAUAAUCGCUUGUCCAAUGUGUUCCAAAAAAAUGAAACGUGCGGGGUUAAGCUCACACUUGGAGACAUGUUUAGGUGUCGAGUCAGGAGAACACGCUUUCGAUCCUAAUCUGCCCUCCACUUCAAAAGCCCCCUGUGAUAAUAAUUCCCUGCUCAACCGAUCGUCAUCAUCGAAAUGCAACAGCGAACAGCGAAGGAUACUAGAGGAAUGUGGUUACAGCGAGAAAGACAUUCAGAAAGCUUUAGCGGCCAUGGAAGAAGAGGACAAGCGCGAUACCAAGACCACACCGCAGUCGGAUGAGAGUCAUUUACUGGAUGACAACAACGAGGUUGAUUUGAUUGCUGUAGGGGAAGAGUGUGAGUGUCCGGCUUGCUAUCGAAAAGUUUCCUUUGAUCAAAUCAAUGCGCAUCUGGACCAAUGUUUGGGCACGUGAUAAAUAUACUUUCGAAUGUUAUG
This is a messenger RNA of Wyeomyia smithii (pitcher-plant mosquito), 2040 nucleotides long. RefSeq names its product DNA-dependent metalloprotease dvc-1 (gene mh). The record is from RefSeq and is a predicted model, not a curated record. Gene Ontology annotation, cellular component: nucleus. Gene Ontology annotation, biological process: DNA repair. NCBI's taxonomy places the organism in Eukaryota, Metazoa, Arthropoda, Insecta, Diptera, Culicidae. Gene Ontology annotation, molecular function: polyubiquitin modification-dependent protein binding; single-stranded DNA binding; metalloendopeptidase activity. The transcript is spliced from 2 exons. Bases 164 to 2017 code for a protein of 617 amino acids.